UCUUCAACGCGACACAACAACUCCGACUACCUCUGAACAUCAUUUUCUCAGUCGCGUCAAAUGUAUCAAUGACUACUCCGAGAACGCCGCUCAUGGAUAUCUCCAAUAACGACGUGGCGAGCACUCCAGGCGCGACUGCAAGUCGGCGUAAGUCAGGACGCGCCGUGAAGGUUCCCGAAAAGUUUGUCCCAGAUGUGCCAUCGUCGCAGCCAGGCCCUGCGAGCGCGAAGAGAAAGCGGGGAGAAGAUGAUGCCGAGAACGACGCGUCCGACAUAGAAGACGACGAGGAUGAAGAAAUUGAGGACGAGGAAGAAGAGAGCGCAGCAGAAGAAGAAAUAAAGGAAACCAAGAAGAAAUCGAAGAAACCAGCGAGGAAACCUGCUGCCAAAAAGCCCAGAGUCAAUGGCACGACAUCGCAUGAGGUGGCGCCUCCUGUAAGACUUCCAGCUCGACCGAAGAAGACGAAGCAGGUCGCGAUCGCGGACAAAGAUACAGGAGGACUCUAUGCGGAUGUGUACACAAGCGGACUAUCUUCAGACGAUGUUGCGGGGCAAUGGCACAGCAGACUGGCAGAGGAUAGCCCUACCGCAAUGGUUGAGCUUGUCAAUUUCUUGCUUCUAAGUGCAGGCUGCACUCUCGAGGUCACACGAGACGAUAUAGAUGAUGUUGAUAAUGUUGAUGCAAAAGUGGGAGAUCUGCAAGAAGAGUACCAAGCACAAAACAUCACAGAUUACCCUCUAAUUAAAGCUCGAAGUAGCCAUCACUUCCGAGAGUGCCUUAUCAACUUCUUCGACAGCCUGCUGGAUGCGAUACAUGAAUCCAAGAUUAUGUACACGGAGACUGCGCUGAUGGAGAACAUCCAUUCAUGGCUCAUUGUUAUGUCAUCUUCCCCUUCACGACCCUUUCGUCACACCGCAACUAUCGCAGCACUUGCGAUGACCAGCGCAAUGUGCCGAGUGGCAAAUGAGCAGAUUGAGGUUGCAGCGAAGGUUCAGCGACAACUUGAGUCGGAAAAGAAAAACAAGAGACCAAACAAAGCUAGGGUGUCCGAAUUCCAGAGCAAGGUAAACGAGAACGAGCACCAAAAGGCUGUUCUUGAGCACCGAAUUAUGGACUUCUUUGAGGGCGUCUACGUGCACAGAUAUCGCGAUGUGGAUUCAAAAAUUCGUCUCGAAUGCUGUGAGUCUCUAGGAGACUGGAUUUUGACACUCGAAAGUGUGUUUUUUGAAGGACAGUACCUACGAUACAUGGGAUGGAUGUUGUCGGAUACUCACGGACCAAUGCGACAAGAGGUCAUCAAGCAAUUGCAGGCCAUCAUGAAAGACCUCAAUGCUGGUGGCAUGCGACAUUUUAUUGAGCGAUUUCGUCCUCGACUAGUUGAGAUUGCCACGCGUGAUUCUGAAUCUACGGUACGAGCUUCCGCGGUUGAGUUGAUGGACUCCAUCAGAAAGGCUGGGAUGCUCGAGCCCGAUGAUAUCGACGUUAUCGGCAAGCUCAUAUUUGAUUCUGACCCAAGAGUCAGAAAGGCUGUGGUGCCAUUCUUCGCAGAAAGCAUCAAUGAUCUAUAUGAUUCGAAGGUCGAGGAUCUUGGUGGCAAUGAGUUCCUCGAAGAACAUUUAGCUGUCGAAGACGAAGAAGAUUAUGACACACCUCGGCGUGAAUGGAUCCAGCUAAAGUGUUUGUCGGAAAACUUGUUGAGCUAUGACAUUCAAGACCAGGACGAGAUGCCCAGCCAAAUUGAUUCUGCCGACUUCUUGAACGUUUCUGGAUCGGAGUCAAGGUUCACUCUUGCUGCUCAAGCGCUCUACGAGAAAGUCCCCGUCCUCAAGAAUUGGGAGCUUCUUGCAGGUUACCUUCUUUUCGACCAUACUUCAGAAGCUGCUUCUACCGAUGCUGAGGCAGAAUUGAGAGCGAGCUUCAAGCCCGAUGAAAAAGAGGAGCUUAUUCUCUUAGAAGCAUUGAACGCAGUGGUGAAAUUGGGAUUGUCAGACGCCGAAGAAGCUGACAAGGAGAAAGCGAGAAAGAAGCACGCUCGACGAGACAAUCACGACGCAAGAGAAGCUGCGGCGCGACGAUUAGCUGGUCUCAUUCCGCCAUUGUUGAAGAAGUACGGUGCAGAUCCGAAGACGGCUACCGUCGUACUUAGACUUGAGCAUGUACUGAAUCUGAACGUCUUCCAAGAGCUACGACAGGAUUCGACAGUUUAUGCCAAACUACUGGAUGAGAUCAGCGCGCAAUUCAAUAGCCAUGCAGACAAGGGUGUUCUGAACGAAGCAGGUGCGGCGCUUCUUCACGCACGUGGUUACGAAGAACUUGAGGAAGUGGCUGAUAGCAAGGUUCAAUCUCUUUGGGAAGAUACCACGAGUGUUCUUCGAAAAAUCAAUAAAGCCGGCGAGAUAUCUGCCCGUGGCACACUCAGCAUCAAGAUUCUUACGGAACUUUCUCAUAACUUGGCUCGCUUAGAGCAGCUUGCAAGCAUUUCGAGUUGCGUUGAAGCUCUCGAGGCCGAGGGGGCCAAGGAAUCGACGCUUCCUAUCGUCAUACUUCUUGAUAUCAUCGCUCGUGGGGUCUUUGAAGACUCAACCGAUGAAGCUCGCGAAAAUUUGGAAGACGAAAUCGUUCUGUCCGCAAUUCGAUCUGGCAUGUUCUACUUUAUGUGGAAAGUUCGUUCCAUCACUGAGGCUGUCGAAUCCGGCGAAGAGAUAACAGAUCUGGAUAUUGAUCAUCUGAAAGAGUGGCAAGACCUGUUCACUACAAACCUGAUCGCAUCCUUUUCUUCUCGGUCGACCCUAGACACCGUUCGGCUGGUCGGCGCUGGAACUUUCCUCGAUUUACACGUGCUCUUUGCCACCCUGAGACCUACCAAGCAGCCAAAAGGAAAGAAGAGCCAGUCAGAGCAAGCCUCCGAGGAAAAUCCCUAUCUACAAAGUCUUGUCAAGGAGGUCGGGCCCGAAGUUCAAACAGAGCUCGCUUCUAUUUUCGACGGAUUAGAAAAGCAAUUCGCCAAGAAAUCGAAAAAGAAGCUUGCGGACCCCAGUGAUGACGAAGCUCCCGAAGACCUAGAAUCAGAAUCUGAAGAGGAAGAAGAUGACGAGGUUACCGACAGCGAGCGGCAAGCAGAGACCUUGAGAGCCGAGCAACAGCUGUGCGAGUUGUCCGGCAAACUUGUUCUUGCUAUCCUCGCACAAGUGAUUGACGCCUCAGGUGACCUGAAGGGCAAGCUCCGAUCGAGACUUCAGCGGAAUCGACAACGACUUGGUCCAAAUUUCAAGGAAGUCGUCGCAUAUCUGGAUGAGCCAAAAUCCAAGGCCAAGAAGGGCAGCAGAAGCAAAUCGCAGUCAGCUGAUCCCAAGAAGAAAGCAGUACCAGCAAAGAGUGCCGAGCGGGUAGAGGAGGAAGAGGAAGAGGAUGAUCCGUUCGCGGAUGUCGAACCUGAGGAAGGCACAGUUGAGGACCUCCGUCGAAGAGAAAUUCUCGACGAAGAGCUAGAAGGCGGAGGUGAAGAGAAUGGAGAAGAGGAGGGCGGUGGUGCUGAUGAUGAUGACGACGACGUGAUGGGAGAUUAGGCGAUCUGAUUGAACAAAAUUAUGGUUGUAGGAAUAGUGUGGGACUGAAAUGCUUGCGGAGCUUGGCUUACAUACUACCACGGUACUUGGUUGCAUUGUCUGCGCGGAACGUGAUUGCGUUCGUGAGCUUGUUUAUGUUUAUGGUAUGAGGUGCAUUGGCUAAUGACGGAGAUUAGCUUUUGUCCAUAACAUGAAUCUAUAUUCUGCACACUUGAUUGUUGUGGUG
This is a messenger RNA of Mollisia scopiformis, 3792 nucleotides long. Its product is annotated as STAG-domain-containing protein. Gene Ontology annotation, molecular function: chromatin binding. Bases 69 to 3566 code for a protein of 1165 amino acids. The transcript is spliced from 3 exons. The record is from RefSeq and is a predicted model, not a curated record. NCBI's taxonomy places the organism in Eukaryota, Fungi, Ascomycota, Leotiomycetes, Helotiales, Mollisiaceae. Gene Ontology annotation, cellular component: nucleus; cohesin complex; chromatin. Gene Ontology annotation, biological process: sister chromatid cohesion.